GCUCCACCUUGCAAGCUCAGGCAUUUAAUACACCUGCAAUUAACAGUUCUCAUUUUCUACAGACCUUUGAGCAGAAGUGUCAAACCAAGACCACAAUCUGAAAAGAAGAGGCAUUUUUCUUGAAGUCAAUGUUUCAAGAGAACUGAAAAGAGACAGACUUCUCCAGGUUAUCUAAUCAUUGCAUGCUCUUUAUAAGCAGUGAUGAGAAACCGGCACCUCUAAGAGGCGAUUCAUUUCACCCCGAAGUAAGUAGACAUUUUAAGUCGCUUACGUGAAUUCUGCCUUAAAGUGCCUGCUUCCUUUCAAUGUGGCUGUAAACGAAACCUGGAAUGGCUACUUCAGACGCAGCUGUCCCCCUAGGAAGUAGGUGAUGUUAGGCAGGAUGGGUUCUGUCCUCAGUAUCAGCUCCUGUUUCUUUCAGUUUAUACGAACUCCUUUCAUCAUGUUGGAAAACCACAAGUGUGAUUUUGCCAGGCCAGACGUAUAGGCUUUCCUCCUGCCCUUAGCACAGACAGGUUCAGGGACACAGGGCAAGGUCUGUGACUACACUGCCCCGUCUUCUCCUUUGAAUUGUUACGUUUGGAAUCAGCAAAUAAACUUUAAUGAAAUUAUCAUCUGCUUUUUAACAUAAACUGCUUUUCUACUUGGAUUUUAUUUUAUUUUUUAAAUUUGGGGGUAUCUUUCUGUGAAGACUUCUCAGAACUGCACUGACCAACUUAGACAUCAUUUUCAGAAGCUGAGAGCAAUUUAUUACUCCACUAUUUAAAGAACAAAAGAGCAGAUAACCGGAAUCAUCCUGUCAUUCCUCCUAGGCACAACGGACACAGAUAAGCAUUUGAGAGAAUUUAACAGUAGAACUAAGCAGGAAAUACUAAGAAAUACCAGAAUGAAUAACAAGUUUCUCCUCUUUCCUGGAACAAUCUCAGCAGAGGAACAGAAGUAAUCCUUCUUUGAGACUCUCCUUACAGAAGCAUUAAGUGGACAGAUAACAGCAAGCUUCUCAAGAGAAUCGAGUCAAGUAUCCAGUUCUGGCACGCUAACAGCUAGGUUUCCAUUAAAAUAAGGCAGCAUCAAAUUUUCUUCUACUGCAUUCCUGCCUGACAUUUGUUCCUAGCAUUGUUAUGGCUUAUUCUUCUAUCCAGAGUUGUAACUGACUUGUGUUCUUUGAUUUUUCUCCCUCCUAAAAAUUCAGGUUCAUUAAGGAAAUGGUUAGAGGAAACAAGACAACUGUUGAUGAGUUCAUUCUCUUGGGAAUCACAGAUACUUGGGAGCUGCAGGUCAUUCUCUUUGUGUUGCUCCUUCUUAUCUGUGUCACCUCAUUGGUGGGGAAUCUCGGCAUGAUUGCAUUAAUCAGGUUUGACUCACGACUCCACACCCCCAUGUACUACUUCCUCUGCCACCUCUCUCUGGUAGACCUAGGUAAUUCCUCAGCGGUUUCUCCCAAAAUGCUAGUGAGCUUCUUUGAUGAAAGGAAAGCCAUCUCUCUGGCAGGGUGUGCAGCCCAGAUGUACUUCUGUGGAGUCUGCAUGAUCACCGAGUGUUACCUGCUGGCUGCGAUGGCCUAUGACCGGUACAUGGCCAUCUGUAACCCUCUGCUCUACGUGGCCGCCAUGUCUCAAAAGGUUUGUGUCCAACUGGCUGUGGGAUCCUAUGUAGUAGCUGCUGUGAAUGAAAUAGUGCUUGUCAGCUCAGUGUUCAGUUUACACUUCUGUGGCCCUAAUGUCAUCAAUCACUUCUUCUGUGACAUUCCUCCGCUCCUGAAACUUUCCUGCUCCAGCACUACAGUCAACGAACAUAUGCUUUUCACCAUUGGUACUUUGGUUGCGCUCAGCACUUUAGUAUUCAUUGUUGUCUCUUACGGUUAUAUCCUUACUGCUGUCCUGAGGAUCCGCUCGUCAGAGGGCAGGCACAAAGCUAUCUCCACCUGUGCCCCACAGUUGACAUCAGUCUCAGUUUUUUACGGGACUAUGAUAUUCAUGUACCUCCGUCCCAGUUCUAGCUACUCCCUGGACCAGGACAAAGUGGUAUCUGUUGUGUACACCAUGGUGAUCCCCAUGCUGAACCCCCUCAUCUACAGCCUGCGGAACAUGGAGGUGAAGGAUGCUCUCAAGAAACUCCUCGGAAAAGUUCUUGUUUCCUUUAGAAGUCAAACUGGUAAAGAGGUGUCACACUACACAAAAUAAACUUGGACAUUCUUGAAUUUCAGUCUCCGUUUGGCUGCUGACCAUUUAAACUAAAAGCAACAAGAAGACAGCAAUCAUGAGGACCCUGAUGAUGCUUGUGCAUGUCAUUGCUACAGGACAUAGCCAGCCACUGCUUGCUUUCUCCUCUGUCAGGGAGUAGCUAUACUGUCUGAUUUUACCCUUAAACCCACUAAUUAUACUCAAAGCCUCACAUGGACUCCUUUCCCACAUGCCACCCUCUAAAGCCUUGGUGUUUUGUGUCACUCCAUAAGAGGCUGUAUUUUUCAGCCUGAGAAGCAUCCCUCACGUUCUUCUGGCAGAUCUUCAAGAGGGAACGAUGAGGCAAUGAGGAGAUCCAGGUCCCCACAGAUGUUUGCUAAGAAUAAAUCUGGGCUAGUGUGUUUGAAAGCAGGAACAUUUCCAAUUGGCAGUGUAGACUGAGUUUGCAGAAGCCAAGUUUAACAUUACU
Messenger RNA from Falco peregrinus (peregrine falcon), 2652 nucleotides. Its product is annotated as olfactory receptor 1019-like. Gene Ontology annotation, biological process: G protein-coupled receptor signaling pathway; sensory perception of smell. The record is from RefSeq and is a predicted model, not a curated record. Lineage: Eukaryota; Metazoa; Chordata; Aves; Falconiformes; Falconidae. The coding region runs from base 1206 to 2183 and encodes 325 amino acids. The transcript has 2 exons. Gene Ontology annotation, cellular component: membrane. Gene Ontology annotation, molecular function: olfactory receptor activity; G protein-coupled receptor activity; odorant binding.